Oncorhynchus mykiss (rainbow trout) is the source of this 348-nucleotide messenger RNA. The record is from RefSeq and is a predicted model, not a curated record. NCBI's taxonomy places the organism in Eukaryota, Metazoa, Chordata, Actinopteri, Salmoniformes, Salmonidae.
AUGACCCAACACACCUACAGGCUGAAGAAGAAGGAUAUGGUGACAUCGGGUUCGGGUGCCGCAGCCGGUGGAACCAGUUGUGCCUCAGCUGGCUCGUCUGGCUUCCACGCCUUAGCUGGCUCGAAAGGUUUCCAUGCCUCGUUUGGAUCGGCAGACUCCCAUCCCAUGUCAUGCCUCAGCCGGCCCAUCAGGCGCCCCACCUCAGCCAGCUCGUCAGGCUCCCAUGCCUCAGCGGGAUCAUCAGGCUUUUACGCCUCAGCCGGAUCGUCAGGCUCCCACGCAUCCGCCGGCUCAUCGGGCUCCCGCACCUCAGCCAGCUUGUCGGGCUUCUAUGUGUCAGCCGGCUAG